CAAUGUCAUUCAAUGUUGUUAUUGUUAUCUAUCCUUAACCAAUGCCCGGUUAUCACCACAAUCACGAAAGUAUUGUAAAAACGAAAUAUUUUUGUGUGUUGUGGUUUAGCUUAAAAUAUAAUGGUUCGUGAAGGUGUGCUGUCCCCGGCAGAGUCAGGCGAAUUCAUCGCCAAAAAUGCACAACAUGUUAAGAUUCACGAAUCGGGACUUGAGAAACUUUGCGAAGAGAUGUUGCCAUCUGUAACGGAUAAACUGGAGAUCCCAGACACAGGUGCAGACAUUAUCCAUCCUGACAAGGAUCAUGAGAAGGCCGCAGACUGGGUGUUUGUGGCGGAUGCCCUUAACUUUUGUUUCUGGUCAUACUCAGGUGCCCAGAAGUGGACUGUUGAUGGCCAUUCUGGGUACUAUGCUCUUGAAGCUGCACUUGCUAGAGCUAUAAAGAAUGGAAUUGAUGUAACAAAUCCUAAAUACUACUCUAAGAUAACCGAAGAUGAGUUGCGGUCAAUAAUGAAAGGUGACAAUGAAGCUGAAAUACCAUUGUUUGAGCAAAGAAUUGCAGUACUCCAUGAAGUAGGGUCCAUACUGCUGGAGAAGUACAAUGGUACCUUUGAAACAUGCCUGAAAGAAGCUAAUAAGUCCGCUACAAAAUUACUAGACAUUAUUGUAAAUAAUUUCCCAUGUUUCCGUGAUGAAGCUGUGUUUAAAGGACAGAAAGUAGCCUUAUAUAAGAGGGCUCAAAUCUUAGUGGCAGAUCUGUGGAAUUUCUUUGGUGGUACAGGGUGGGGAGAGUUCAAUGACAUUGACAAAAUGACAAUGUUUGCGGAUUACAGAGUGCCGCAGGUGCUUGUUUAUUUUGGUGCACUCAGUUACAGUGAUGAAUUGAUGGAUAAGUUGAAAAAAGAUGUUCUUCUUCCAAGCGGUUCAGAAGAAGAAGUAGAAAUCCGAGGUUGCUCCAUACACGCUGUAGAGCUUCUUAAGAAGAGAAUAGAAGUGAAACUAGAAGGUCGCAGUGUGGAGGUACCUAACUCCAGUCUGAUAGACUAUUACCUAUGGUGUUACAGGAGGAAGUAUGCUGAUGCCAUGGAAAGUAUACCCUUCCACAAGACCCUAGGAAUAUAUUACUGAUGGUAUUAUUAAUAUUUUCGUAUUGUAGCCUAAGUGAGACAUAUUAAAUUAAUUAUUCUCUUUAAUGACUAUCCUAGUAACUGUUUGAUGAAUGACUCCAUUUCGCUGUCCCUAAUCGUGUGACGCUAGGAGCUAGCGUGGGCCGACAUGAGUCGAAUUCCUUGUUAAACAGAUCUAAGAAUCGAAUUUAAUAAGUAUUAUUAUUACCUAAACAUACGUUUACGACAAUGUUCAAUGAAAUGAAAUCAAUGGUGCUGGUUAUCCAAAUAUAUUAAUUUGAUGUUGAAGUAUUUUAAUUAUUUUUACUUGUCUAUUUUAUUGUUAUUUAACUGAAACCUGUCCCACGUUGGGCGCCAGUGAGACAUUAGAUUUUUAUACCUUCUCAUAGUGUGGGUCGUAACAAAUAUCUGAACUCAAACACAUCGCCAUAUAUUUUAUAUUGUGUAAUAAAACAUAUAAGCACUAUUAUUGUUUGUAUUAUAUCAGAUAUGACAUUCAUAUCAAUCUAACAACCGCGCCUUUUCUAAUAAUUGAUAAAAUGUAGAUAAUCAUUACUUUUGGCCGCUCAAAUUUUUCAUUAUUCAUUGUUCAGCCGUUUGUUAGUUCUUAUGAGGCACACACACACUUACAGUUUCGCACUUUUUUAAUAAAUUGAGGUAGGAUUUUGUAAUCUGCGCUUGGGUCUUCAGCUGUUCUUAUCACAGCCACAUUGUGGAUGUUGUCACUCGGUCAUAUUGGAAAUAUAUUUAACCAAGCGCCAAUGUUACAAAUAUUUGAUAUAGGUAUAAAUAAAACAAUUAUAUAUACGUUAAAUAUUUUAUUGUAUGCCACCCUUAUCCAUAUUUGUCGACGUGUGAUGUAGUGUCGAACACGCCUAUCACAUACAAAUGGUCCGCUAAGUAAACUUAUUGCACAUCCUACCAUUUAUACAAUAUAUAGUACACAACCUAUGUAUACGUACAUAUACCCAAUUAUAUUUAUUUAUUUACAACUUUGGCAUUAGCUAAACUCAAUGGUAUGUUGCCGAAGAAAUGUGCUUAAUUUCGCCUAUUUACACAAUUUUCGUUUGGUAUGUUAAGUGAUUUUGUACCAAAUUUAUGAACAUACAAAGCCGAAUUUAGUUUAUCAUCUACAAAACUUAAGGUAGGUACUAGUCCAAUUGUAAAGAAGAUUUAGGCAACCUAUUUCUUCACGCUCGGCCACGCCGUAGAUUUUAUUAAAGGAUAUCACAACACAAUUUGCAAUAUUUUAAAUAAAUACAUCGAUAUAUUAUUAUAUCAAUAAUGCCCACUCAUAUAUUUUACAGAGAAACUAGAGUAAAUGAAGUAAUGCACAUUUCUUCCGCAACACUCCCUCAAUUUCUAAUUAACUUAAAUAAAUGGGAAAUGAUGAUUACAAAAUGGCACUUAAUAUUUACACCGUAACCUACCAUUUACUCUCAUUAAAUAAUGUGACCGCUACUAGGUAUUAUGCUCUACGCUCUACAUUACUGUAUAACUACAGGGAAUUCUGCCCUCGUUUAGUAUUUUAACUACAUCACUUGUUUGGUACAAAACAAACAAAUUGUAGUUAAACUACUGCGAUAGACAGCACGCAAUGAACUGAAAAUCAUGCUAAUAUCUCUCAUGCUACGUUGUGCACGGUAUCUAAGAGAUUGUUGAUUCUACGAUUAGUGAACAUUUGUUACACUGAAAAGCGACAGCGAAGUGCAACGUUGAACACAUUUGACAUAAUCCCCGCGAGCACAUCACAUCGUAUUUACAAUUUACUUAGUGUAAUUAAUUUAAUUUGUGUUUAUGGCAUCGCUUUUCAAUCUAUCAAACGCUUCACUUAUUACUAAAUUUUGACUUGAGACUUUCGAAGAAGGCGAGUUUUGUUUUGAUGGUGCCUGGUUCUGGCACGGGGCUACCGGGCCUGCUAGAUUCUUUUGUGACCUCUUCAAUGCCUUCGGGGAUUUCCUUGGAGCCCCCCGGGACGGUGAGCGGCGUGGACAUGGAGAGUUUAAGUUCCUCCCUGAACUCCUUAGAGAUGCUCCUCGCUGUGAGGCUGUGCAUGUACUGCUGCUUGGUCUUCUCUGGUUUGCUCUCUGACAGGAUGUUUUCCUUGCUCUUCCUCCGCGCCGAGUAAGGUUGCACUGGCUGGAAAACAAACGACAUCUUGAUUAAUUUAAAAGUUUUAUUUUCCUAUGCCUAUCACAACCAUUGAUCGUAUCUUUUCGUAAGUAGCCUUUGAUAUUUUGAACGACGUAAUCUAACAUUGAUAUACAAUUCAGAUUAAAGUGAUAUUGAACUAAACUGGUUUAUGUAAAUACAAUUUUCCUUGUAAUUUGUUUUACAAAAAUGUCUAUAGUUUUAUUUGUGUAAAUGCAUAAAAAAAUUGUCAUGCGUUAAUAAAGAAUCGAUUUAGCUAUAGUUAAUUAAUCAACAGAUUUAGAACUUGAUACUUAACAUAGAUAAAACUUCAGUUUUCGGAAAAAAUGACGUCGGUCCGCGCUAAAUAUAAAACAUUAUCAAUAUUUACCUUGACUGGUUCUGCGACGUUCUCCAUGCUAACAAAUAUCUUCGCCAGUUCCUUCACUUUGGGCAGGUUCUGCAGGAUGUCAUCCGCUUCUCUAGCUCUCUCUAGCUUCGACAAUUUGGUGUCUUCGACAGGACUGUCUUCGGUCACGUCAUCCGUAUAACUAACAGUAUCAGUUUCCGAGAUGUUGUUAUCAACGAUAUCGGUGUUGUCGUUGGUGUCAGCCUCAUAGCUUGGUGAUACGUUAUCAGGCUUACAUUUAAUAAUCUCUCCUGUUUGCACGUUGUAGAUUUUGAUGGAGUCCUCCAUGCUACUCGUGCUUAUGUAAGACGUGUCCACGCUCAGCGGGGAUUUCAGAGGUUCAUCGGUUGGAUCUUCGUUUUGAGCUGUAGGUACUGGAGGUGGAGGCUCUUUUGGCACUUUGGAAGCUGUUUCUAGAAUUUCUUCGAACUGUUUGUCUGUGUCAUCUUCGACGUACACGGGUUUAGCGGCGAAUAGCGUGUGUUCGCUGGCGUCGUCGUCAUACUCAAUCAUAAUUUCAUGGUUGUUGUUAGUGCUUGUAGUCACCGACGCCAUGUCCUCUUUGUUCGCGAACUUUGUGUAAUGUUGGUUCGUCGCUAUCGUGUGGAAUUGUUUUAUAAGUAAUCCCUGAAAACGUUAUAGACGUUAUCAUUGUGUAAUUAGUUAAAUUCCAAAAUUUUAAGUUUGUUUAUGAAUUUAAACAUUUACAGCUAUAUCCCCAUUGUUUGAUUUUGUACAACAUAAGAUAACUAAUAGUAUCUACGGAAAGUGCAUGAGUGUUAAAGUUAGUAUUUCGUAAAAAAUAUUGGGGUUAUAUUAUUGUUAUUACUAAACCGGCGGUGCCUGGAAGCAUUAAAACGUGCAGCGCUAUUAGUCCCACUAAGAACAAGAGUAGUAUUGACACAAUUGGAAAUAUAUAAAUAAACAUUAAUUGACGAGUUGCAACGAAUGAAAUGAACGUGUGUGAAGUGUUUCGAAUGAGUUAGUCGUGGAAAGGAUGCGAGUCGUAUUUGUAGAAAUCGUUAGUUGGCAAGCAGUCGGAUGCAGUUAGUCAAAACUUGGUUUUCCAAAAUCUUACACUCACCACUAACGUCUUUGAGGAUUACCGUAGUACUGAAAAUUUGAUUAAGAAGAACACAAAAUCUAUGAGUGCAGUACUAAGUAGUAACAUUUGUAUUAAUAGUGCACAGUGCUGUUAGUCAGCCUCUUUAUAUCCAACAAGUACAUGCCAACUUUACACACAACAGGCUAUAUACUGUGUGUCAAACGAAGAUAUUUUAGAUUUAUGUUCGAUUUAGUAAUGAGAUAGAGUUCUGUCACCAUAUCUAUGGAAGUGACCGUGAUGUCAGUUAUGGUACCUACAGUAUGGGCGACUCGGCUCGACAGGAGGCCAUGUAUCGUACACAGUUAGAGAUUCACAUGUUGAGAUAUCGGUCAGUGGGAGUGCCAUUGAGAGCGAAGAAGGUGUAUUAGACUAUGAGAGGAGUCGGAACUAGAGGGCUAGAGGGUGCUCUGUCACCAGAUAUCGGUACGAAAGCCUUUGCUUAACCUGAGACUGCCACCGAAUGUAAAAUUGAGAGCCGGGCGGCGCUUGGCGCGGACGCAGAGGUCCUCGCUGCGCAGCGUGUUGCUCCGCCUAACAUGGGUGUACGUCUCGAAAAGGUCUUCGGUAAUCUCGGGUAUUUUCGGUAUUUUAAGUCUAACUAUAUCCUCGUUUUCCACAUAACCGUCACCGUCGCACACAGUUCUACAUUGUUGUCUUACGUUGGCAUUUUGACCGACAUAGCGUUCGUCUGUCGCAUGAUUCUCGUCAGCGUUAUCAUUGUGUCUAUCGGGGUUUUCGAAAAUGGGGUUUAUAGCGAAGUUGGGGCUCGCAUUCCUAGGGCUGAGGACGUUGCGGACGAUGUUGUGAUGUAGGGCGGAGGCCUCGAGGUCGCUCAACGAGCUGCUGGCACUUACAGGCGACGCGAACUCGGCGUCGAAAUUGUCUAAACUGGUAGAUUUAUUCAUUGACGCCGAGGACACCGUGCUCGCCUCGUCCACGCUCGUCUUUUUGCGACCGCCGCACGACGCCUUGGCCUCUCUUAUAUAAUAAUCACGUCCGUAACUGGAAACAAUAAUUUAUUUUGUACACUCGGCCGUUUAAUGCAAUACUUACUACUUCAUUUAUUUUCUGGAUUUCCUCUUACCGUUUAUAUUGUGGAAUUUCCUCAGCCAUCACAUCUUUCAAUAUUCUAGGCGACGGACUUUUUGUUGUUCUUCCGAUACUAUUUAUACUAUCAUUACUCAUCGUUAAACUUAAUUUAUUGUGUUGAUUAUCUUUAACUGGAAGAUCAUUGAUUUCAGUGUCGCCCUCAUCUGCCUCAUUAUCGUUUAUUUCUAUGUUGUCAUCAUCUGAUUCCUUUUUUGCAGUGAACAUGUCGAACAGUGAUGACGUAUUCUUGGCGGAUAGCCUUUUCUGAAUGGCUUCCGGUGAGUAAGGGUUGUUCGGCAUUUCUACAUAGUUCAGCCAUUUCUUACGCUCUCUGUAAGCUAUUGAACCUGAAAUCGUUUUCUUCAUAUUAGUGCAAGUCAAUGUUAGUGAAAUAUAUAUUUACUUACUAAAAAACAAGUUUUGAUAUUCGUCAAUAAUAUAAUGGCAUAUUUUUUUUCGUAAUUACUAUUAAUUGUAGGUGUUUUUAUAAGCUAUGAGAGUUUGACUCCCAAAACUUGAAACUACGUAAGUAAAUUAUCUGUAAUAAGCCACGUACCUGGUAUCAAAUCAUCUUGAUCAGUAUCGCGAGUGGGAAUUCUGAAAUUAAAUGAAUCAGCUCAGUAAAGAUACCACUAUCAGAAGCAUUAAAGAAAAAUCCAAUGUAAGUCCUUGUAUUUAUGUUUUCAGAAAAAAUACAAGUAUUUGGUCGCUUGUGUUGUGGAUAAAUUCACAAAUAUUUAGACAUACACAUGUAUGAAUUAAACAAAUAAUAACUGGUUUAGAAGUAAAACUAUCCGCAUGUUCAUAUUUAUAAAUUGUCUCUAAAAUGCUACACAUUGUCUUUGUUCUUUAACAUCUUCAUGGUCAAGGCACAUAUAUGUAGGUAUAUGCAAUUUCACCCUGCAAACUAGGUAGGUACUUACUCCUGAGGUCCGUCAUCGAAAUGCUUCCUGCGGAGACUGUCUGCGUACCUCUGCACGGGCACUGUCACCGUUUCCUCGUAUUCACCUUCACGCUCGUGAUGACUCAGAGUAUUCGUCGAUU
Messenger RNA from Spodoptera exigua (beet armyworm), 6901 nucleotides. NCBI's taxonomy places the organism in Eukaryota, Metazoa, Arthropoda, Insecta, Lepidoptera, Noctuidae. The record is from the annotation of a GenBank genome assembly.